Molecule: messenger RNA, 3898 nt
Organism: Carassius gibelio (silver crucian carp)
Lineage: Eukaryota; Metazoa; Chordata; Actinopteri; Cypriniformes; Cyprinidae
Gene: m17
Product: IL-6 subfamily cytokine M17
Exons: 3
Coding region: 2293-2970 (225 amino acids)
Biological process (GO): negative regulation of neuron apoptotic process; ciliary neurotrophic factor-mediated signaling pathway
Molecular function (GO): ciliary neurotrophic factor receptor binding
Source: RefSeq, a predicted model, not a curated record
CCUCUUCAGCCUUCAUCGGUUACUGGCGUGUGUCGCUCACUGGCAUCGCGAUGGAUGACGCUCGGUACGGCAAAAGCGGGAGUCCGGAGCCUCUCUUCAGACUAGCGGCUGCACUUCCUGAGAAGAAGGAGGAGGAGGAGGAGGAGGAGGAGGAAGCAAACAGAUCCGGUGGGAUAGAGUGAGUUACGCAAUGCCCACCACGGGCAAUCAGCGGGAAGAACGAGUGCGCGUCUUAAACUUUUAAAGGUUUCCAACGCUACGAGCUAUAAAGUGCACUUGGUGAUUUCUGUGCUAAUUUAAAAAAGUUUUACGUGUAAAGAAGCAAUAGUGCCUUUGAGUGAUGCAGUCAUUAGUAUCUUUUAGGUCUUCUGGAAGCUAGGCUCUUUUACACACAUAGGCUCUAAUACUAAAUAUAAUAUAACCUCUAAUUUAUAUUUAAUUCAUACAUUUAAUACUUUUUUCAUUCAUAGAUUUAUACUGUAAAUUGCGGCCAACUAUUUCAAUUAUUACACAAUUAGAACGACCUUAUCUUUUAUGAUUGCACUGUUAAACACACAUAUUGAUAACAUGACAACUAUUGUUGUGUAUUUGCAGUUCGUUCAAAAAAUCAAGAUUCCACUCAUUGACUAGUAAGAGAGCUGUAUGCUCCCUUGUUACAAAUUAUCAUUAUUCUUAACUCUGUUGCAACAAGGUCAGAUUCUGCGUACUUUUUUGAGGUGAAAAGUCUAAAUAGGUAAUUAUGAGAAAUACUUGAAGAGGACUGGGGGAUUUCCUAGGACUGUCAAGUAAAGCAUUUCCUGUGUGGUUAAGAGGUUAAGAGAAAUUAUCUUUGAUCUUUUUUGUCGCUAAUAAAAAAGCAGACCUGUCUGCACUAAUACUGCUGAAUUUACACAGUCUCACUUCCAAAGAGUUGGCUAGAGUUGGUAAACAUAAGAAGGGGGGUGCCUUGGAAGAAAGUGGCCCUAUACAGUUCUGAAGACUGGGCUGCCACACCCACAUCCAAACCCCAGGAUGUUAAAACAACAAUACCAGUACAGGGGAAAGUGACCACAGUCAGCAUAAAAGGGCAAAUCCAACACUUCCAACUUCUCCUCCUUCCCACGACACUUUACCUGUAAUGUUUUUUUUUUUCGGUAAGAAUUGUGGAAAGUACCAGGUACUGAACUACAAUUACCUGUGUUUUGCUGAGAAGACACUGAUUUCCCCUUUGACUUACCACAUCAGUGUCCCACUUAUGCAGGAACAACAGACUUCUUACCCAAGAAAUUACAUUUAUUUGCCUAAGCAUAAGAAUAUAUUUUUACAGAUGUGGCUGUGAGCUCAGCCUUUAAUUGGGGGGCUAUAGUAAAUUUGUGCAAGUUCUAAUUUUUUUUACUCUAGGGAUUCCCUUGUAGGUCAGAGUCAUAACGAUUCAAAAUAAAGCUUAGGUCAGUUAACAUCAGAUACAUAUUUUUGUCGACUUUAGUCAUGCUGCAUGCUUCAAAAAUGCAAUUUCAUCACUCAAAAGUUAAAUAAAAGUGCAGCAAAUCAAAACACAUCAAAGUCCUUGUCAUCUUCCUUCCUUGUCUGAAUUUAAUAGGUGGCUGAAAUGUCCAACUUUGUGCUUUUGCAACAAAAGAUCGAAAGGUAUCACUGAAAAUCUAGUGUUGAGAAACUACCUUCCUUUUAAUAGACCACUUCCUGUGGAACCAACAGGCAUAAAGUUCAGAGCAAGGGUGGAUGAGCACUGUGCUGGAUGGUGGUUCCUUUUCUAAUUUUUGUUGUUUUUGGCAUUAUUUUGACACAUUUAGAGCAAUGUUAUUGACUAAACACGAUAAUAAACACAAUGUAAUGUCAGAAAAGACUGAUCUCAAAAUCCAAGGGUAUUUGCAUAAAAAUGUUAAUGAAUAGAAGUAAUCUGCUUGUUUAGUGUUAUCGCAAAUACAUAGCAUUGUGCAACAUAAAAUAAGAUAUGAGAGGUAAGAGUUAAAUCUCAUCACAUUUAUGUGUCUGACAUUGAAUGUAAAUUAACUAUGACAAAUAUACAUGAUUGCUCAACCUAUCCAGACUCUGCAUCACGUAAGGAGAUACAGCUACACAAUAACUGAGUGGUAACUAAAGUAGGAGGGAACAUUACACAUAGUACAUGUGAUAAUGAAGACGCAAAAAGAAAAAAAAAAUUCUGGGAACUCUUGUUGCCUCAGAAAGCUGGCUGCGUCAUUUCCUUCCAAUGACAAAUGUGUGGUUUCAGUCUUUAAAAACUUUUCAGAGUUGUGAUCAUGACCAGUUUGAAACUUGGUCUGUGAACGGAGAAUGAACUGUCAUGUUAGGAACAUGGUCUGCCUAUCUCAGAGAUCACAAGCAAAAUUCAGAAUAAUCAUCCUUAUCCUCAUCUUGAUUGCUGUUGAGUUAGUGCAUCCAACAAUGCCAUGCAAGCAUGAGAACUGCAGCCAAGUUCUUCACCGUAGUCUGAAGCUCACCAAGUCGAUGGCCAAAAGGUCAGCAGAGAUCUUAGAAACAUAUAAAACCAGUCAAGGAGAUUCUGCGGACCUGAUCUGUGAUAUGCAAAUGGACAAUGUUCCAGUAUCAACCAUUUCUGGCCAGACCAUGUCAGAGCGCAUCUUGAGUGUUUAUACCCACCUGAAAGAGUUUCUUCCGCACAUGAAGACAGUGAUGGAGCAGCAGAAAGACUUAAAUCCUCCAACAAACCUUGUGGUGGAGGGGCUUCACAGUAUGAUUACACAUGUUCACCACAUCGCUCUGAGGGUGAACUGUAUCUUACAAAUCCUGCAGCCAAAUAUACCCAUUCCUGAGCCAGCUGAAAGGCCAACGGGAAUUCCCCCCGCGCAAAAUAUUUUCCAGCAGAAAGCCUAUGGAUGCAUUGUUCUAUCUCGUCUUCAGGAGCUCCUUAGCCAAGCAGUUCAAGAACAGAAGUCUCUUAAGGGAAAAUUGUGCAGAAAGAGGAACAAAGAUCAGUUCUUGAUGAACUGAUGUUCUGUAGCAUAAAACAAUAUUGACGUAAUUUAUUCAUAUUUAUUUUUGUACAUCUUAACUGUUGAAGAGAUACCCAGAAUAUGUUUUGUUGAAAUAUUUAUUGAUAUAAUUUAUUUUCAUCCUAACUGCCAUAUCAAUAUACUGUAUGUAUGUAAGUUAUUAAAAAAAAAUCUUAAAAGGACAAGAGUGGAUAAUGUUAUUUGGCUGUCAUAGACUGUUGUGGUUCCUUGAUUUAUUUGACAGUAAAAAUAUUUCAAUUUGAUUUAGUUAUAAAGCAACAGCCGGCAUCAAAACUGUAAGCAGAAUGACUACGUGUUGGGUUUUGACCUGCAAGAAAGAAGGCUCAGAACCACUUUAGUUACUCAGGAUUUCCUAACAACACUCUAUGAUGUUAUAUAUGUCGUCACUUGUAAUUGUUUUGAUUACAAAGAAAUUUGCAGUGAUUAAAUGUGACGUCACAUGUUAGCCAUAUUGGCUUUUGUGGUCAAUACAAACGUCUAUAGCAUGAUCUAAAUAAACUAGUAAAAUGUAUAUGUCUGAGACGUCGCCUUCAGUUGAGACCAUUUUAGAAGAUAGGAAGUGCAAGAGACUGAUAUCAGCCCUUAAUGACGCAUUCAUUUCACCACAUCAGAAAGGGGGAAAAACUGGCUAGCCGUCUACUCUGUCACAAGGUAUGAAUGUGUGUGUGUGUGAGUGUGUAUGUGAAUCUCAAACCAUUCCCCUUAUAAUUAAAAGACUGUGCUCUAUACAUUUUGCGAAUGAUUUCUGUGAAUGUCCUGAGUAUGCAUGUAUAUAUAUAUAUAUAUAUAUAUAUAUAUAUAUAUAUAUAUAUAAAUAUUUUGAUACUUAUUUAUUUGAACCCAGUAAGUACAGUAUGUCAUGAUGUUAAUUACUUUGCAUUCCACCUUCAAAAUAAACUAAACAA